AUGGAACUUGUAGACGAUGAAGACGUGGAGACAACGAUAGCUCUUUACUAUGGGAAUGGGAGUGACAAAAAUUCACCGAUUCACUUAUUUGUUGAGUUAGCCGAUAUGGAGCAGAAUGAAGAUCUCACUGCAUAUGGUGAAGAACAUGCAAUUGAAGAACCGUGCGUGGUGGCUCCAAUAUUGUACGUUGAUAGUGAAUCGACUAUACGUGGGAUCGAUAUCAAUCUUAAUGUUACACCCGAUAUUGAUGUGGUUAGUGAUGAUGGAUACGAUAAUAGUGAUCCUUGUGAUGAAGAGGUCGAUAGUGAUAGUGAUCCUGAUGUGGACGAUGUCCCCGAUGAUAUUGACAAUGAAGAUGUGAAUGACGAUGGAAAUAUUAACGCGUCUUCAGUGGGGAACCAGAUGCGACGUGUUGUGAUACACAAUAACCUUGGGCCACAUAUGUCGCUCAUAGACCCCAAUGUGGCGCAUGAAGCUGAGUUUCCGGAGUACCCUGAAAUACUUCCUGCUCACUGGCUGGCCGUAAAUUCUCAACAUGAGGAGUUAUUGGUAGGCCAGAGAUUCGAAAGUAAAGAAGAGUGUGUAUUUGCUAUUAAGCGGUAUAGCAUGAAUAUAUCAAUGGAUUACAAAGUUGCAGUGUCUAAACCGAUAUUAUAUAUUGGAGAGUGUUGGAAGUCAGCGGAAGGCUGUAAUUGGCGUGUACGAGCUGCAUUUAUUCAAAAAUCGCAGAUGUGGGAGAUACGAAAAUUUGUUGGGCCUCACACAUGCACAUCAAUAUGUAUGACUGAAGACCAUGGAAAACUUGAUUCUAAAACUAUCUGUACGUUUAUCAUGCCAAUGGUGAAGGACAUGCCGACCAUUAAAUUUUCAGUACUGAUUGCCGAAAUGCAGGUACGGUUUCAGUAUCAAGUAUCAUAUCGAAAGGCGUGGAUAGCUAAACAAAUGGCAAUGGAGCAAUUUUAUGGGGAUUUCGAUGCAUCGUAUAACGAGUUACAGGGAUGGAUAGCCACUAUGCGGGAGUACGUACUAAGGACUAUCAUUGAGUUACAGACACGACCUUAUUACGGCCCGGAUGACCAAUUACAGCCAGGAAAAAGAAUUUUCCAUCUGAUGUUCUGGAUGUUUGAUCCAUGUGUGCGCGUAUUUCCCCACUGCAAGCCGUUUGUACAAGUAGAUGGGACCUGGCUAUAUGGAAAAUAUACACAGAUCUUACUUCUUACGGUUGCUCAAGACGACAAUAGGAACGUGCUCCCGAUAGCUUUUGUUAUCGUAAAUAAGGAGAACAUGGAAUCAUGGGAAUUCUUCCUUACCAACUUGCAGAGGGAUGUUAUUAGCAACGAUAAUAUUUGCAUCAUCUCCGAUAGAGGGAAAGGAUUAAGUGUCGCCAUUAGGCAUUCUGGUGUACCAUGGAGAUCUAUUUACUUGUACGAGCUGGAGCCACAUAUUUUUUGCCAAAGAAUGGCUCGACUUGAGAGUGAUAUGGAGGGUCAAACGAACACAUCUUUCCAACAGUGGUUGGGUACUAUAGAGCCGUGGCAAUGGGCUCAAAGUUUUGAUGAGGGCUUUCGUUAUAGUCAAAUAACCACAAACUUAGUGGAGGGGGUCAACGCUGUGUUGUUGAAAACACGACAUCUUCCGAUUUUAUCUGUCUUUUUGGCUACAUUUUAUAGGUUGGCAACCUUGAUGCCAAGAAUGGGUCAGCAACAAGUCAACAAGAUAGAGGCGGCACACGUGUUUGUCGAAGAUGUCAGGGAUGCAAUGGUUGCAAACAGUCGGAUGGCGAGGUCGAUGAAUAUAGAAAUAUAUUCACGAUGCCAUGAAACAUUUCGUGUUACAGAGACCAUCGGUCGUCGACUGGUAUACCACUUAGGUCCUAUGGAGUUGACCUCCGUAACAGACGGUGUGAUUGCAGGAGCGUGUGCUAAGGUGAACCUUAAUGUUGAACAAUUUGUCGAUGAUGUGUACACACUCGAGCGCAUGUUACGUAUCUGGGAAAAUGAGUUCCCCGUCCUGCCUGACUUGUCUACGUGA
Messenger RNA from Gossypium arboreum, 2031 nucleotides. RefSeq lists its product as uncharacterized. The record is from RefSeq and is a predicted model, not a curated record. Bases 1 to 2031 code for a protein of 676 amino acids. The transcript has 3 exons. NCBI's taxonomy places the organism in Eukaryota, Viridiplantae, Streptophyta, Magnoliopsida, Malvales, Malvaceae.